ACACACACACACACACACACACACACACACACACACACACACACACAUCCACUCACCAUGGCUGCCGUUCAGACUCUCGUCCAGCCGGAUAUUCAAUAUCAUCCUGACUGGGAUAAAUACCAGGCUCGGACUGCUCGUCGCACCGCCACCGAGACUCUCCCUAAAACCGUUCCCCAUGGCUUUCCCACAGAACUAGUCUCCAACCUCGUCUGGGAAGGUUGUGAUGUCGAAGGCCGCGAUGACUGGGUGGUGCGUUUGACCGAAACCGAGUUGGAUGAAAUCGACGCCGCCUUGCAGAGCUUUAAAGCACGCAAUAUCCCCUGGGGAGCAAUCGACCAAUCCACCUUCCCACUGCCGACUUUGCAUGAUCGCCUCCGACAGCAAUCGAAGGAGUUGCACUUGGGCCGGGGUUUCUUCGUGCUGCGAGGACUCCGCAUCGACCAGUAUUCGCGCGAAGAUAACAUCAUCAUCUACGCCGGUGUCUCUGCCCAUGUCGGCAACGUGCGCGGACGCCAGGAGGACCAACGUUUUUCCAAUGGUACUUCUCUGGUUCUCUCGCAUAUCAAGGAUAUCUCCGGGAUUGCUGCCUCCGGCACCAUUGGCGCGCCAUCCAACACAGCCGACAAACAGGUCUUCCAUACAGAUGCCGGGGAUAUCGUCUCCUUGCUUUGUCUCCAUCCGGCUGCGUCCGGCGGCGAAAGCAAGAUUGCCAGCAGUUGGAAUGUCUACAAUAUCCUCGCGCGCGAGCGACCGGAUCUGAUUCACACCUUGUCGCAGGACUGGGUAGUUGAUGGUUUUAACAACCCCGCCGCUUCCUAUACCAAGCGACCCCUGCUAUACUUCCAGCCCGGCACCGAAUCAACCCCGGAGCGCGUCCUCAUUCAGUACGCCCGACGCUAUUUCACGGGUUUCCAAGCCCAGCCCCGUUCCGCAAGCAUCCCACCUAUUACCGAAGCGCAAGCCGAAGCCCUGGACGCAUUGCAUUUCUUGGCUGAGAAGCACAGUGCUGCGCUGGAUUUCCAAAAGGGAGAUGUUCAAUACAUCAACAACCUUAGCAUUUUUCACGCACGGAAUGGUUUCCAAGAUGAGCCUCGCAAGGAGCGUCAUUUGUUGAGACUGUGGCUGCGCGAUCCCGAAUACGCGUGGGAAACUCCCGAGCCGCUGCGCAAACGGUGGGAUAUCGUCUACAAGGAUGUCCGUGUCGAUGAACAGGUUUUUCCUCUCGAACCGAGAUUGCGGAAGACGGUUGGGGCUUGAGGAAUGCAGUAAUUAUACCAUAACCUGAAAUUAAAUAGAUUUAC
Molecule: messenger RNA, 1301 nt
Organism: Aspergillus sclerotioniger CBS 115572
Lineage: Eukaryota; Fungi; Ascomycota; Eurotiomycetes; Eurotiales; Aspergillaceae
Product: TauD/TfdA family dioxygenase
Exons: 4
Coding region: 58-1257 (399 amino acids)
Molecular function (GO): oxidoreductase activity
Source: RefSeq, a predicted model, not a curated record